Messenger RNA from Microtus ochrogaster (prairie vole), 2098 nucleotides. It is a transcript of the gene Rbfox2, whose product is annotated as RNA binding fox-1 homolog 2. NCBI's taxonomy places the organism in Eukaryota, Metazoa, Chordata, Mammalia, Rodentia, Cricetidae. Gene Ontology annotation, molecular function: mRNA binding. Gene Ontology annotation, biological process: regulation of alternative mRNA splicing, via spliceosome; nervous system development. Gene Ontology annotation, cellular component: cytoplasm; nucleus. The record is from RefSeq and is a predicted model, not a curated record.
UUCUCUCUCCCCGCCUUCCCGGCGCUGCCACAGUGGCGGGAUUGAGGAUCCCGACCAGUGAGGUGCCUGCGGCUUCGCGCUCCUCCUCCUCCCAAAUAAACAGCCCUCCCCACGCCGGGAGCCCGGGCCGCCCCCUUCCUCGCGCAGCCGGCGAGUGGUGAGGGAGCGCGGGACCGAAGGACCGAGGGAGCGGCGCACGCGGGUCUGAGCGAGUGAACGAGCGGCCGGCCGGCGCGAAGCCGGAGCAGAAACCGGAGCCGCAGCCGAAGCCUGAGUCGGAGCGGUACCGAAGCCGAAGCGGGAGUCCGGGCCGGCGCGCACGCACGCACGCACGCGGGGGGCGGGGCCGGCGCGCGCCCGCUUGUCGCGACUGUCGGCUCCUAGGCCCAGGGGGAGGUGGCCUGUCGCGGGUCGCCCGGCUCCCGGAGGCGAAGGGGGCGCGGGCGGAUGGCGGAAGGCGGCCAGCCGCAGCAGCAGCCGCCUCAGCUUGGGCCCGGUGCCACUUCCCGGGGCAUGAAGCGGGAGUCGGAGCUGGAACUGCCGGUGCCCGGAGCGGGGCCAGACGGACCCGAGCCCGGCGUGAGCAAGCGGCCGCGCACUGAGGAGGCGGCCGACGGCGGGAUGCAGAACGAGCCACUGACCCCUGGUUAUCAUGGAUUCCCAGCACGGGACAGUCAGGGUAACCAGGAGCCAACAACAACUCCUGACGCAAUGGUUCAGCCUUUUACUACCAUCCCGUUCCCACCACCUCCACAGAACGGAAUUCCCACAGAAUACGGAGUGCCACACACUCAGGACUAUGCCGGCCAGACCAGUGAACAUAAUCUGACGCUCUACGGGAGUACACAGGCCCACGGAGAGCAAAGUAGCAAUUCACCCAGCAACCAAAAUGGAUCUCUCACGACAGAAGGUGGAGCACAGACAGAUGGACAACAGUCACAGACACAAAGUAGUGAAAAUUCAGAGAGUAAAUCCACCCCCAAGCGACUACAUGUCUCUAAUAUUCCCUUCCGCUUCCGGGACCCUGACCUCCGGCAGAUGUUUGGGCAGUUUGGCAAAAUCCUAGAUGUGGAAAUAAUCUUUAAUGAGCGCGGCUCCAAGGGAUUCGGGUUCGUAACUUUCGAGAAUAGUGCUGAUGCAGACAGGGCCAGGGAGAAAUUGCACGGCACCGUGGUAGAGGGCCGUAAAAUCGAGGUGAAUAAUGCCACAGCACGCGUCAUGACCAAUAAGAAGAUGGUCACACCAUAUGCAAAUGGCUGGAAAUUAAGUCCAGUAGUUGGAGCUGUGUAUGGCCCUGAAUUAUAUGCAGCCUCCAGCUUUCAAGCUGAUGUGUCCCUAGGCAAUGAGGCGGCUGUGCCCUUGUCAGGAAGAGGAGGCAUCAACACUUACAUUCCUCUAAUCAGUCUCCCUUUAGUUCCUGGCUUUCCUUACCCAACUGCAGCCACCACGGCAGCUGCAUUCAGAGGAGCCCAUCUGAGGGGCAGAGGGCGGACAGUGUAUGGUGCAGUCCGAGCGGUACCUCCAACAGCCAUCCCUGCCUAUCCAGGUGUGGUUUACCAGGACGGAUUUUACGGUGCUGACCUCUAUAUAGAAUCUGCAAACUGCUUCAGAUCAAACAGGGUGGAUAUGCAGCCUACAGAUAUGCACAGCCUGCUACUGCAACCGCAGCCACAGCUGCUGCAGCCGCUGCAGCCGCUUACAGCGACGGUUACGGCAGGGUGUACACAGCUGACCCCUACCAUGCCCUCGCCCCUGCCGCCAGCUAUGGAGUUGGCGCUGUGGCGAGUUUGUACCGAGGUGGCUACAGCCGAUUUGCCCCCUACUGAAGUGACGUGAGACCCCCUGCAGAUGGGACAGCCCCCAGUUCAUGAGGCCUGGCUAUUGCAAUAUUUACUAGUAGAGGACUCUAUAGCAAGAUGAAGAGGAAAACAGACAAACAAAAAAGAGAGAAUACUUUUUUAUACCUCACUAUGUUCUUUGAAUAUGUAUUUUUCCUUUAAAUUUCUGCCUUUAAUUCUUUUGUUCCAAAGAUUGUGCUUUUUUUUUGUUUGUUUGUUUGUUUUUUUGUUUUUGAUUUUUUUGGGUUUUUUGUCUUGGA